AUGGACCCAAUCUCCAUCGCCUCUGCAGCAGCGGGGAUAAGCGCCUCCUGCUUCAAAAUCGCCAGACUACUCUACGACUACGUGGAGGAGGUGAAAGAAGUCGACAAUGUUAUCGCGCUGUUCGGAAGGGACCUGCGUACUCUUUCCCGUGCGCUGGAUAGCGUGCAUGACGCGCUGAGUGAUCAUGGCAAGGAGCUAGCCGCUAGCUUGGGGAGUAAUGCGAAAUUGUUUGAUUCAUUGGAGGGGUGUAUACAAGACUGCGGAGAGACCGUCGAGAGAAUCAAUGAGAUUCUUACAAAAGCGCAAACCCACGGAUCCGUGGGCCAGUCUGUGCGUCGAGUAGCAACGCACCUCAAGCUCAGCGACAAAGCGCAGGAAUUAGCGCUCUUACGCGGGAGGGUAAUUUCUUUCCACACGGCCAUGAAUAUGAGUCUGCAGAUGAUCCACGUCUGUCUUGCUCUGCACAUCCAAGCAAGCACUGAAAGUAAGCAGGAGGACGUGCUCGAUGGGAUUGGCCAGCUGCAGAGGCAGAUCAAGAGAUUGACGCGCCUCGCGCAGAAGCAGAGGUCGGCCGAUGAUGAGAGCUGCACGCUCCCUGGUUCUGUGCAGAAGUGUCUUGACUCGGCUGUUGCGCUUGAUACCUCGGCGAGCACGGUCGUCGACGAUAUGCACUCUGUUCUCGGGGCGAUGACACAAGCACCGGAGGAGAAGAUUGAGCGGUGGAUGACCGAUAGCGAGAAGUGGGAGGUUCCCGCGUUGAAUACGAACAGAAGUGAUGACGAGUCUUUUGAUGAUGAGAGUGCCAGCACGUUCCGAGGCACUGCGCCAACAACGCAAGCCACCGAUCUUGACCCCGAAUUCUCAGAUCAUCAGACAAAGCUCCAAGCCGCGCGCGAUCUAUCCAGCAGAGGACGCAUCGAAUCAGCCAAAUCGCUCUGUCGAGAGGUGAUCCACGACUCCGAGUUCACGGCUGGUGUGAACGACCCAUCCUACAAAAAGGGCGUACUUCUCCUCGCCGAGCUAUAUGAGCAUGCAGGCGACAUCGACGAGGCGAACUCGUUGCGUGAGAUCCUGAAUCCUGAACAACGAGUCAAGAUCCGGAAUGACUUCAAGGCAUUGCUACAAAAACGGUCUCUGAGCGCGUGCAUGGAGUUCGUCUUGGUAUGGGCCUGUCUGUUCUACGACAACGACCCGCUCAACCGAUAUCGGGAGCUUCUCAAGAAACUGCCCCUGCACGAUGAUUUCUCCGACUCGGUCGUUUCUGCUAUUGUGGCUGGUGCGGGGAAUAGUUUUCUCGUGCAGCUGAUGCUCAGUCGUGGGACUUCAUUUAUGCGUCCUAUCCCGGUGGGUGAAGGUGAAGGGGAGGAAAUCACUGCUUUUGAAUGUGCGUUUGACCUUGGACAUCGACAUAUUGUUCAAUUGUUACUUGAGAGCACGCCGAAUCGCACCGGGGCGGCAGAUCUUGACUCGAAGUAUAUCGUGCAGGCUAUUACAGCGCACGAUUAUGAGAUGGUGGCUCUUCUCUUGAGAUACGGAGCCGAUGCCAACACGAUCUAUACCGGCCCGGACUCUGAGAGGACCAUACUGUGGAAAGCAGUUGACAUAUCCGAUAUCAGAAUGGCCGAGCUCCUACUGAACAACGGCGCAUCUCCCGAUUUUCGUCUUUCAGACGGAAGUCCGCAGCGAGUUCUCGUGAAAGCAGUGCACAGCAAGAACCUCCCAAUGACAAACCUUCUGCUAGAGCACGGUGCUCAGCGCGUUUACUACAAGUACGGAUGGGGCCAGGAGAACGACGACUGGGAAAAAAACCCCCUCUCGCUGGAUAGAGAUGGGCCCGUUGUGUUCGCCAUCGCGAAGGACUGGAGAGAUUUAGUUGAAGUGCUGGUGACGGAGGAGUCGCAUGUAUUCCGGCGCGCAAUACGCGAGACGAUUGAUCAUCGCCGACAACCACUCCUUGAAUAUCUACUCUCGAAGAGCCCCAUCUUCGCAGCUGUAGGUGUUGACUACACCGUUACGAUGGGCGCAGUCUGGAGUCUGGAGCCAUUACUGCGAGUUGGGGGGCGAGUCAGAUACUCUCACCUAUCGAACGCGGUCCAACAGGCCAUUCCCCCCAAGCCAGAGAUGGUGAAAGCCCUGCUAGAAGCUGGUGCGCCGAUAACAGCACCAGACGACGACGAUUGCCCACAAGAUACUAAUCGGCUGCUGCGGUAUGCUAUCAGAAUGGCGCUGGAUCCGGAUAUCCUGCCGUAUAACAUCCCGCCCUUGAUGAAGACAAUUAGUCUGCUCAGCAAGGCGGGGGCGAAGUGUAGUCCGGCGAAGAAGAGGAGUUUAAGGCUAUCUGCUAGACGCAGGGAGGUUCUCGCGCUUCUUAAAGGGGCGAAUGUCAAGUCUUGA
Molecule: messenger RNA, 2394 nt
Organism: Penicillium lagena
Lineage: Eukaryota; Fungi; Ascomycota; Eurotiomycetes; Eurotiales; Aspergillaceae
Exons: 2
Coding region: 1-2394 (797 amino acids)
Molecular function (GO): protein binding
Source: RefSeq, a predicted model, not a curated record